Mizuhopecten yessoensis (Yesso scallop) is the source of this 1059-nucleotide messenger RNA. Its product is annotated as FMRFamide receptor-like. Bases 1 to 1059 code for a protein of 352 amino acids. The transcript has a single exon. The record is from RefSeq and is a predicted model, not a curated record. Gene Ontology annotation, cellular component: membrane. Gene Ontology annotation, biological process: G protein-coupled receptor signaling pathway. Lineage: Eukaryota; Metazoa; Mollusca; Bivalvia; Pectinida; Pectinidae. Gene Ontology annotation, molecular function: G protein-coupled receptor activity.
AUGGAUAUUUUGCAGAAAAUAUUAGCGUGUGGAAUCAUUCCACCUAUGUCUGCCUUUGGAAUCGUUGGUAAUAUCCUAGCUCUGAUCAUUUUGAUCCGCCGGAAACCUAUUAAUUCCACUACAGUUGUUCUCAUCGCCAUCGCAAUUGCUGAUCUUGCGUUCAUAGUUACGACAACUGUCACACUUGCCACCCUGCUUAUCAAGGUUUUCUAUCCAGAAAACGCGAAGGAGGUCUCGGUAAAAACCAUCAUUCCUUUCUCCGUAUAUCUUGGUCCUCUUCCGGGCAGAAUUUCUAACUGGUUAGUGGCUCUUGUUUCGCUGGAACGUCUCAUCGCUGUAACGCGUCCCUUCAAAGUGAAACAAAUAUGUACAAAGAAGAUAAUGAUAGUACUGUCGAUUGUUCUUCCCUUGUCGGUUGCCGUUCUCACCAGCCCGAAGCUUUGGCUAUACGAGAUAAAGGACGUGACCCUACCUGACGGCAAUACAACGAAAAUCAUUGCUCUCGGUUUUAUUGGUCGACAGAAGCAACUUUUCGAAGUCUACUAUCUUGUUUCAGAAACUCUUUUACGGUUUGUACCUAUGGGCGUGAUAAUCGUUUCCAAUACUAUUAUCAUUUUUGUUAUCUGCAUACAGGCAAAGUGGAGAAGGCAGAAACAAAAUCAUGCUAUGGGCAAACAACGACAGAUAACAAAAACGCUCCUUACUAUCACCUGUAUUUUCAUCGUCUGUUUGUUACCUUCAACCAUUUCACGCCUAAUGGUUCUCUUCGACCCCAACAGCAACCACGUCAAGUACAGUUCAAAUGUCUACAGUCUGCUAAGUUUAAUUGGACUGCUUACGGAAACCACCAACUCCUCUAUCAACUUUGUGAUCUACGUUACCAUGAACAGUGCAUACCGUCAACAACUCUAUCUUAUUUGUGGCAAGAGAUGCGGAAAUAAAACAAUUUCUAAAUUUGCUUCCGCUGCCAACAUGAAAAGCAGCAGUCGCGCCACGGAUCUUUCUGUGAUAGACUUAACUUCAACGUCAACGGAGGACACUGAGGUAGUUCAUAUGUGA